GGAGAAGCCCUUACGGGAAUUUCCCAAAGACAGUUUCCUUGCACCGUCACGGCCCCCUUGUCUCCAAGUUGUCUUCGAUUUCUGUGAUCCACUGAUUUUUUUUUCUCCUUAUGCCCAAACGAGGCAUUUUAGAUUGAAAUCUGCGGAAAUAUUGGGAAACUAAAUCUUCUUGUUGAAAAAGUACCCUAAACUUGUUUCUCAAUUCUCGCAUCCACUUCCCCCCCCCUCUCUUAUAUAAGAUUUGUCAUCACCUGCAGCAGAUUCCGGUCCCAAAGCGUCCGCCUUUCUCACGGUUCUGGUGUUUUUCCUCGAGGCUGAGUUGUCUGUCUUCUUGGAGGCAUAGAAUCUCUAUGGGAGAAGCACCGGCUUUUCUUGUUGACCCUCUGCUCACCGGACAUUCCAAUGGUUUCGGUGCAAAAUCCGAAUCCGAACACAGUGCAAUAUCAGUCGAUGUCGGCGAUCGAUCGUAUGUGAUCGGUCGAACUCACAAAGCCCUCGGCGUUCAGAUUCAUGACAAAAGCUCGAACGACUGGGUUAGUCCUACUGUGCUGGGAACGAGCCCUAAGCCUUGCAAGGGCUACUCAGCCGUUCUGCUAAAAGAAGGUAGGAUCUUGGUUAUCAAGAAAGGGUCAGGUCCUGAUGACUCCAUCUGGUUCCUCGAGGUGGACACUCCUUAUGUCCGGGUACAAAAGAAGCUAUUGGGAGUGGAGGUGGUUGCAUGGAGUAAGGGUGUGACGGGCAUAGCCGAGAAGCCGGUUGUCGUAAGCGGUCCUUCCGGUGUUGGAAAGGGAACGCUCAUUUCGAUGCUUAUGAAGGAGUUCCCUUCCAUGUUUGGGUUCUCAGUUAGCCACACAACUCGAGCUCCCAGGAACAUGGAGAAAAACGGUGUUCAUUAUCAUUUCACCGAGAAAAGUGUUAUGGAGAAAGAAAUCAAAGAUGGGAAGUUUCUGGAGUUUGCUUCUGUUCAUGGCAAUCUGUAUGGAACCAGCAUUGAAGCUGUUGAGGUGGUGGCCGACUCGGGAAAGAGAUGCAUCCUUGACAUAGAUGUUCAAGGGGCAAGAUCUGUGAGGGCAAGCUCUCUUGAUGCCAUAUUCAUUUUUGUCUGUCCUCCAUCAAUGGAGGAACUUGAAGACCGUCUCCGUGCCCGAGGAACCGAGACAGAAGAGCAGAUCCAGAAAAGGCUUAGAAACGCAGAUGCAGAGAUAAAAGAGGGGAAAUCCUCCGGAAUCUUUGAUCAUAUCCUCUAUAACGACAACCUCGAGGAGUGCUACGAGAGCCUUAAGAAACUCCUGGGGCUUGACGGAAACGUUCCAUUCAACAACUUGGAAGCUGUGGAAGGGGUCAAUCUUCCAGCAGAGCAUAAGGUGUCAAAGAUGGAAAACAAGAUCACGAUUCAAGAGACCGGGAAGGCGGCAGAGAAGAGGGUCGUGUUGGAUUUGUCGUUGCUCAACGGAGGAGCACCGGGCAGAACGAGGGGGAUAGUGGUAGACGCUAUUGAACUGAGCUAACGAAGAUUUUUUUGGAAUCUCGAGUUUAGAGAUCGAAACGGGUAGGGAGAAAGUUUCAGAGUAGAUGAUGAUGAUGAUGAUGUUGCCAUGUUGCAUUUGUUACCAUUGAUUUGGCUUUUACUGAUGAAAGAGACCGAGAUGAGUUAUGAUCUCUGGGGAGAUACGAAAUAAACUAUGAACUGAGAGUGAGUGAGAGAGUUCCGUUUAUUACACGUUUUGAGUUUCUUCCUUGUCUGAAUUAUUGAUUCAUUCUCAUUCAACUUCUUCCUUUGUGUUCC
Tarenaya hassleriana is the source of this 1786-nucleotide messenger RNA. RefSeq names its product guanylate kinase 2. The coding region runs from base 351 to 1508 and encodes 385 amino acids. Gene Ontology annotation, molecular function: GMP kinase activity. Gene Ontology annotation, biological process: purine nucleotide metabolic process. Gene Ontology annotation, cellular component: cytosol. The transcript has 11 exons. The record is from RefSeq and is a predicted model, not a curated record. NCBI's taxonomy places the organism in Eukaryota, Viridiplantae, Streptophyta, Magnoliopsida, Brassicales, Cleomaceae.